UUCCGCUAGAAAGCGAGCGCCGAGCGAGAUCGCGAAUUUUCUAGACUCCCGCACUAUCCCGCACGUUUGCAACGGCACCGAGCGCCAGCGCACGCCGUAGCACCUACCCUGCGCUGUUUUUCUAACUUAGCGAAGCUCGAUUCAUCGAGGAAUAAAACCUUGCUCUUCGGCGCUACCGCCUGCCACUAGGAAAACAUGGCCAAAUGGGGCGAAGGUGACCCACGCUGGAUCGUCGAAGAGAGGCCCGACGCUACCAACGUGAACAACUGGCAUUGGACCGAGAAGAAUGCCUCGUAUUGGUCCAAGGACAAGCUAACCGAGCUCCUCACCAACAUCGAAGUGAGCGACUCUAGAGGGACCUGCAAGAUCGUGGAAAUGCCAAGAUGCGAAGGUGAGGCCUCCGCCAACAACCGGAAGGCAAAGCUCAUCUUCUUUUACGAGUGGGUCAUUGAACUCAAGUGGCAGGGUGAGCCUGACGACAGCGACGAGCUCAUCGAAGGAAAAGUGGAAAUACCGAACCUCAGUGAAGAGCACGACCCGAGCGAUGUGGACGUCACGGUGUCCGUCUCGUCCAAAGGUGACAAGGCCGAAGCAUUAAAGGAGCUAAUGAGAUCGAAGGGUACCAAAAUCAUCCGAGAAAGGCUAGAAACCUAUAUUUCGGCACUUAAAAAAGAAUUUUCGCAAGGCAUGAUCCUGCCCACGAAGAGUGAUUCCAUCAACCAGGUCAAGUCGACGGGCAAGACGACGGUCAACUACAAGCAAACGCCACUAAACGGCUCGUCGGGCGACAAGGCACCCAGCCUCGUCAAGGUGGACACCACCAGCAUAAUGCAGGCGGAGACCUUCAAGUGCACGGCCGAAGAGCUGUACCGCGCCCUGACCGUCCAGGAGAUGGUGCAGGCAUUCAGCCAAAGCUCGUGCGUUUUGGAGGCCCAGAACGGAGGGAGGUUUGAGCUCUUUGGGGGCAAUGUCAGUGGAACGUUCGUGGAGCUAGUUCCCGACAAGAAGAUCCGCAUGCGGUGGCGGUUCGGCAGCUGGCCCCAGGGUCACUACUCCGACGUGACCAUCGAUAUUGAGCAGAAGUCGGACUGCACAGAGGUGACGCUGACGCAGGAGGGGGUCCCACAGGGAGAGGCCGACCGCACACGUGACGGCUGGCAGCGUCACUACUGGGACAGCAUGAAGAGAACGUUUGGAUUCGGAGCCAUCCUGUUCUAAAGCAAAGGACUGUGAGUGUUGCGGCUGCCCCCACCAAAGGCAGGAGAAGACGUGACUCUGAAAUGCUGCUGUGCACACCCCCGUCACACGGUGUGACGGAUAACAACUGUGGGUGGUGGUUUCGUGUGCCGACUUGCGUAACACACUUGCGUUUGUGAAGUGUUUGGAAUGGGACUUUGAAAGUACCAGACUGCCGUGACUCUUUUGUGAGGAAUGGGGGGUGUUGCGGGGGCUUCUGGGUACUAAUCCGCACAAUUCUGCCGGUCUCCUGUUUCGCAUUGCCCGCUUAGUGUUCUAGUGCACAACUGAGUCCUCUGCGUGCAGUACUGUAACAGCAACCCACUUUUUUUUUUUCUAAAACGGUGACCGCCUUGAUUCAUUUUCAUGCCUUGUGUGCAGUUGUCAGGCUGACAAUUGAAUUUACAUGAAGCAAAUGAGUUUACACAAAGUCCAGUGAUGAAUUCUUAUGAACUCCAAGUUCUUGCGACUAGUGUGAGUAGAAAGUUGUGAAUGUUUGAUUUAGCAAACAUUCCGUGCUUAAAAAACAAGAUUGCUUUUGCAGUAAGACUUUGCAACAAAGUGACAUCCGGUGUGAUUAAAAACAUCUCAUGAGAACUGCUUUUCAUACUUUUCAUGCAUGUUAUCAAUCUUCCAGAAUGUGCAGCCUGUGCAACUCUGCUAAAUACCCACAAAAAAAAGGCAGGAAACUUCAUUUUGCUUAUUCAGACUCGCUGUCUCUUCAUUUGGAGCCUGUGCUACUGUGGUGAUACUCCAAGACAUUUGUAUGGAAAGUGUUGUUGGAAGCUGUAAAUAAAAAC
This is a messenger RNA of Rhipicephalus sanguineus (brown dog tick), 2036 nucleotides long. RefSeq names its product activator of 90 kDa heat shock protein ATPase homolog 1. Gene Ontology annotation, molecular function: ATPase activator activity; protein-folding chaperone binding. The transcript has 8 exons. Gene Ontology annotation, cellular component: cytosol. NCBI's taxonomy places the organism in Eukaryota, Metazoa, Arthropoda, Arachnida, Ixodida, Ixodidae. Gene Ontology annotation, biological process: positive regulation of ATP-dependent activity; protein folding. The record is from RefSeq and is a predicted model, not a curated record. The coding region runs from base 196 to 1218 and encodes 340 amino acids.